Molecule: messenger RNA, 6360 nt
Organism: Cottoperca gobio
Lineage: Eukaryota; Metazoa; Chordata; Actinopteri; Perciformes; Bovichtidae
Gene: wbp1
Product: WW domain binding protein 1
Exons: 4
Coding region: 69-950 (293 amino acids)
Source: RefSeq, a predicted model, not a curated record
CAACAAGUCAUCGAUUCGACCGACUGCUUUAUGAUUCCCGUCGUGUUAACGGCCGACACCCCAGAAAGAUGCCGCAGAAAGCACUGGGAUCCAUUGUAGGUCUUCUUUGUACCGGGACCUGUCUGGUGCAGGGGAAGGAGUUCUGUUUCGGGGUAAACAAUGAGCAGUACCGCUGUGAGAUGGGGUACUGCUGUGGAGAGACAGAGUGCUGCACCUACUACUACGAGCUUUGGUGGUUUUGGUUGGUAUGGACCCUGAUCAUCAUGCUUAGCUGCUGCUGUGCUUACCGACACCGGAGGGUUAAGAUGCGUCUUCAGCAGGAGCAGCGUCAACGUGAGAUCAGCCUCAUGGCCUACCAGGGAGCCUCCAGCUCCUUCAUUUCCCCUCCACCGCUCAAUCUAAGGUUCUGGAACGACUGCAAGCUUCCCGACUAUGAAGAGGUGGUAGGUCACCCCCCGACACCACCUCCUCCUUACUCUGAAAACCCCCCUGAGACCACUCCAGCACUCUCUCAACAAGUGACCCAGCCAGACGCCACGGUGCCACAACCCCUCCAGCCCGCGGCAGCCCAGAGAGUGGACAAUCACGCCUCAUGCUCAUCACCAGACCGGGAGGCGGUGUCCGUGUCGGUCCAAGCACAAUGUGUGGCAGAGGAGAACGAGGAGGCUUCGCUGAUGGCGGCGGCGGAGGAGGAGGAGGAGGAUGAGGAGCUUAUCACUCGCCGUCGCCACGUGACCGGCGACUCAGGGAUCGAGGUGUGCGUUUGCCAGCUGGACGUAGACGAGGGCUCGGGGCUUGAGGAGGAAAGCGACGAGGAGCACCGGAUGUGCAAGGUUACCGGUCAGGACUGCUGCUCCGGGCACCGGCAGCAGACCUUCAGACAGAAGGAGCACACCUCUGAGCUGCCCAGCCAGACCGCCAGCACCAGCGCCGGAGACCACAUGGUGUGAUCCACAGUGUAACGAACUAACCAGCCAACCAGCGCGGCUUUCUGCUUCACGUAGGGUGAUACAAGAUAUCGGUUGCCAUCAUCAUCACCACCACAGAGACUGUUUGUGUUUUAAUUCUUCGAACUAACACACAGGCAUGACGUUAGGAUGAUGAUGAUGAUGAUGAUGAUGAUAACUAAUCCCUAAUGGCUCCUGAUUAGGAAAGAUGAAUAACACAUAGUGUGGACAAACUCGUGGCUUUUUUCUUUUGCUUUGCUUUUCUUUAGUGGGGAAACCAGCAAACACACGUGCAUGCUCCAUUUGGUAUGUUUCUUUUCUUAGUGUUAAAUGAGAGAACGUCAUCGGGUAGUGAGACGGCAGCAAUCGAUUGUGACUGAAAGCAGAAUUGACUGUGUCCCUCGCUCCUACCCACUCUCCUCGUGCACCGCCAUCAUGUUUCCGUCUCGCCGCUCUCCUUGGUCAGAACAUUUCCGGCCAUCCUUUCAUCUGACAUUUUGCCUCCGGUGGGCUGGUCUAGCUAGGAGCAUACCAACACAGUCAACAACAUUUCUCCCUUUGUCCGUUCUGAGACUCUGAAGCAGAGAAGUGAAAAAACAAACCACUUGAAAACGGGAUGAACCGACAAGAGCACGCAUUUGGUUUUCCCCCAAAAGCUGUGUGUGCGUAAGAGUUUGUGUGUGUGUGCUGUGAAAACUAGGCCACAGCUGCAUGAUGAUGUCAGCUCUGAGGUCAUGGCAACCAGCGUUUGGUGUUAAGUCUGUGGGACUUUUCACAUCUAGAGAGGGGGAGAUUACACUCACACACAGCAGUGGAGAGACACAAGAAGGAGACCCACACACCCCCUCAGCCCCUUUUUCCUUUUCCAUAUUAUAGUAGUCACCAAUUAGCAUGACUAGGUAAGGAGCGACCAGCUUUUAAUGAUUUAUUGAUUGUGUGCACAUCAUCUCCCUACUCCAGUUUCUGGCUGCAUUACAUUGAUAGUAAUAGCCAAGAGGGCUUUGCUGCCAUCUUUUUUUUAUAAAUAAAUAAAAAGCCUUGUGGUGGCUCUGUGUUAGCGUGUUUUAUUUACUAUGUUAUGUCUGAGUGAGUAGCACCUUUUCUCUCAUUCUAAACAUUAGUAUAUAUAGUUAGGAUGUUCCUAUUGAAGGAUGUGCUUGCUUUUCUUUUCCCAUUUGAUAACCAGCUAUGCUUCAUUAAAUGCCGCAGGUGUCACUAUUAAUUGCAACAAAGCUCUGUGAUGGGGGCUGCUGGAGUGUGUGCUAGUGAGUGGAUGUUCUCGUGCAGUAGGGACGGGUUGAGUCUUGUGAUCGAGUUGUGUUUGUAUAGCUUUAUAGUGCGGAAGCAUCUGGUUGUAAUACUUGCUCAGCACUGAGGUGGAUUAACUAUUAAAAGCACUGGUAUUUUGCAUGAGGCAUGAAUUUAUGUGUUUUAUAUUUGAGUUAAUUAGUAUUUUCUAGCAGUUUUGCUACUUGCUUCGCUCAUCUGUUUGUCAAAAUGAUAAUGGGCUACAGUGGCUACAUAACUGUGCACUCAGAUGUUGGGGUUGAGAAAUGGUUUGACAGUGGUUUAAGUUUAGAUGCCCUGUAUAGAGUUUUAUUGUGUUGUUCUGACUGUGUGAGCCAUGCUAUGCUGUUGUGCAGUGCUGGUAGCUAGUUAGCUGGUGCUGUCUCCGCACUCAGCGGCCCCGGUAGCUCUUUGCAGUGUGAGAGAUUUGCAGUAGUAUUUUUCCAUUGGCAGCAAGUUGAGGUGGAUGCAGGCUCUGCUCUGCAGUCUAGUCCGUGUUGGCACAGUUAAUCUAUUGUGAUGAACAGCAUGCGUCUCUACGUUGCAUGUUGUUUCCCAAUAUACUGUACAGGAUGAAUUCAAAGCAUAGCAGUCAAACUGACCUGUUGUUGGAUAGGAAAACCACCGCAAAACAAAAUUGUGAUAUUUUCUUUUGUUGCAAGAUAAAAGUCUGUCCAUAGAGGAGUAGCCGAUAAGUCAGUACAUGUUUCUUUGGGGAUAUUUAGUUUGGCAUCAUUUCCAACAAGUUUUUAUUUGUCUACUCUGUUACUGUGUGUCAAAAUGGGCACAGUGUAAACACUCAGGUUAGUCCUUCUGCUUCACACGAGCACACGCGCUCACAAAGUACUGCUCCUGUUUGGCCUUCAUCGUUGUUCGGGUGUGUGUAACCUCCAUGGUGCAAUAUUCUGUUCUAGGUAAAUGCAUUAAAGGUAAAAAUGUCCUAGAAACAGUCUCUUGACUGAAUUGGCAGUUUAAACUUCCAGUUAUCACUUAACAGAUUCCAAACGUGUUGUGACUUUAUUUUGAAUAUAGCUGUUAAUCAUACAUUUCCAGCAGGCAAAGUGGGGAGUAAAUGCCUACAUUUCAUGCUUACCAGAUAUAUUUAUUCAGGUAUUAAAUUUAAUUGCCGUGUCCUUUUUUAUUUUCCGCACUAAAAGAACUCUGACGAGGACACAUUUCAGAGAUUCUUGGCCUCUCAACAAGACAUGACACUGUGCUCUGCACAUGAAUGCGUAUAAUUGUAGGGCCCGUGCUCCGUGGCACAUUGUUUCUACUAGCAGCAGCUCAGAGCUCUGCACGGGUUGUGUUUUAAGCAAGGCUAAAACAAUACAAGAGGGCCAGUGCACCAAAAAUAUAAAUAUAAAGUGAAACAAAAUGAAGUGCGUGGCUGCAUAAGGCUUUAAAUUGAAGAUCUAGUUUCGUGUUCAUUAACUAGGCCUAAUCAAACAUGCUGUGGCAAGGUUUGUGGUCAUUGUGUUGUCGAGCAGGUGCUUAAAUAUGAAGUCAAACUAACAUGACAACGACCUUUUCAGAGGAGCUGUUACACUGUGAGCAUGACUGCACACCCAUUAGCAGAAGUAAUAUAAGACAUUUUCUGACCAACACACCUCAAGCUACCUUGCUGCAUCUCUAGAGAGCAAAAUGUCUUGUUUAUGGAGCUGCGCAUUAAAAUAUAGCCUCUGUAUGCGAUGUGUGCUACUGCCUUAUUAGAGUAGAUGUGGUUUCCUUUCGAAUGGUAAAUAGUCGUGUUGUUCCAAGCAUGAUUGCUUCAGAGCAGAGUGCUUUCGAUAUCGAUAGAAGAAAAAGAAAAAAAGAAUCCGACCUUGUUCCAAGAAUGUGUGCUUGCUUUAUGAGAAGAGGAUGUGGUUUUAAAACAUUUAAAGCCACAAGAUUUAAAGUUCUGACUUUUACUUUUUGUAUCUUGAAGGGAGGACUUUAAAAUACCGUGUGUCUAGUUAGUUGGUUGUGGCACUCAUGGAAUUAGUCAAGACCAGAUUUUGAGUUUGCGCUCAUUCUGUUUGGUUCCUCGGAUCUGGUCGCAAUUAGCUUGUGAGAUGAAGUGUCUCGAAAGCAUGAAGAAAAUGAGGCAAAAAAAAUAAUGAUCUUUUUUGUUUUCUAUGGUUUCGUUGUGAUUCAUCCGAUUUGUGUUUUGUGUUUGGAGGGACGGAAAUGAACUCCCAACAAGAGAUUGCUUUGUAACCUUCUUGCUAAGGUGCAUUUAUACAUAUUUAGACAAAUAAUAGGAGGGAGGUGGGUUGGGUUGGGGGGAGGAGGGUUAGGAUAGGGGUUCUUUCAUGCAUGAGUGAAACUGGAGGUCCAUAGUUUUCCCAUUGCCAAACAACUACUAUGCCUCCAUGGUUUUCACAUACUUACCGAGGUUUAAGGGCUAUAUCAGUCAUCAAUCGUGGACAAACAUCCAUCCAUUUCACUGAGUGAUUCGUCUCCUCUGUGCUGUUCACUUAAAGCCACAGUUGCCGAGAUCCACUAUCUGAACAUGUUUUGGGUUUGGAUGUUCUUUAAAUGUUGUGGUGGGGCUCAUAUUUAACAAUAGCUGAUUGUAUAUGACCGUAUGUUCGUUUUUUUUAUAGGCUUUAACUUUGCCUUUUUGUUUUGUCAACGGAGGUGCGUGAUGCGACAUCCCUCCCCGCCCAAUGAGAAUGAUUCUCUUUCUUCUGUAACUAUCUGCAUGUGUGAUUUUUUUUUUUACUUUGCUCCUUUUGGCUCUUUUGUGGACCACCAGCCUCUGUCUUGGUAACAGAAACCGUAGCCAUCCACCCAUGCAGAAGUGUCGAUAACAUAAUUUACCAAAGCCGCUGCCAUCUCCAUGCUACACAGAUCGUCACUGUUCUCACCUUUGUGUGUGUGUGUGUGUGUGUGUGUGUGUGUGUGUGUGUGUGUGUGUGUGUGUGUGUGUGUGUGUGUGUGUGUGUGUGUGUGUGUGUGUGUGUGUGUGUGUGGGGUUGGUUAUCGUGACGAUUUGGUUUCCCACUCUCAGGGUUUAUCGUUUAAAAAGCAGUGCUAGAGUUUUAAAUUAAAAACCUUUUUUUUUUUGUUGACCCACCAGUCUCAUUAAGCCAAAGCAGUUAUUUCCCGAUAAUUAUUUCCCCAUUGUUGUCUAAUGUUUUUUUCUUUCUGCAUCACGCAUCUCUGUAGUCUAUUGUACUUUACUCAACUAGGCUAUGCAAAAACAUAAACCUACUGUUAUAUGCUGCGACCCCUUUCUCACUUCCUGUCAUUUGUCUGUGGGCACCAGUACAAGCAAUAUAACUGAGUGCUUGUGGCACUGCACUGUACUCUUCUUUGGUUGGUGUGUGUGUGUACAUGUAUUUGUUUAAGAAAACUUGUAAAAACAACUUGUAAUGCUACUGCAAUGAUGUGGUGAGAAUGUAUGCUUCAGUGUGAGGGGCUUGAGUUAAAAAGCCAUUCUAGUGUUACUAGAAUAUAUAAUUUUUGCCUGCCUUCUCAACCACCAACACUUUCUACUUCUGGCUUACAGACACAACACAUUAUUAAAAUGUUAAAGCCAGAGAAGAAAAAAAAAAGAAUAUAUUGUUUUUGUUGGAAUAAGUCAUGAUAUAUCUUUAAUCUGUUUUUUCCAUCUCUCAUUUUUGUUGCAUUAAUUCGAUGCGUUGGUUUUCUCAGUUAGAGCAACAGCUUUCUUCUUUCUCCAUCUUGAUUUAAAUUUCACUGACUAUAAUCCUCAGUUAUUACAACACCAUUAAUUUCAAAAGUUUUAUAUAUUAAACACAUGAAAGACCUCGACCCGGAACACAAUCGGCUUACAUUACACCAGGACACAUUCGGCCGAUACAGGAACGCUCUGAACUUAGUCGUUGUUUCUAUCCAACAACUUGUAAACGACUUUGUUCUCAACCAUUAUACUAAACAGAUGGAGGGGUUUUUUUUGUUGCCAAAUAUGAGAAAGUUUGAGAAGGAAGCAGGCGUCUACAAACACACAACAGACUCAUCAACUUUAAAGAAGCUAAAAUGAGUAAAGUAGAAAGAGGGAAAGAAUUAUAGCUCUACAUGAUAACAAUGCUUUGGAUUUAGUAAGAAGUCUGCUGUGUACUUGUUGGGUCAUCAUUUGUAAUUUUAUUUUUUUAAUAAAACAAAGAUUGGCACUCAA